AUGCCUGUGAGGACAAACCUCAGCUUCUCGGGUCGCGCGCCUGAGCCGGGCCUGGGUCGCCAGCGCCCGCAGCAGAGGAGCCAGGGUGUCUCGCACCUUGACCCCGGGGGCGGGUGUCCCCAGGCGGCGCGUGACUCCGCCCCGGCCCGCCCCGCCUCGCCUGCGCCGCAGACACACGCCCCAGUCCUUCAGUCCUCCGUGCGCGUCGGGCCCGAGCCCACAGAGCCCAUGGAACUCACGGAGCCCAUGGAACCGGCGCGGAGCGCGCCCCGUGGGGGCGAGGCGCUGCUGCGGGAGCUGGAGGUGCUGGUGCAGGACGUGGUGAGGACGAGCUCCUGGUGGGAGCGCCACGGCGUGGACUGCGCCAUCCUCGCGCUCAGCCUCCUCGCCUUGCCGGCCGGGUUCCUGUGCCUGCGCUGGGAGAAUGCCCUGGUCUUUGCAUCCGGCAUCACCAUCUUGGGUGUGUGCCACUACACACUCACUGUCAAGGGCAGCCACCUGGCCACUCAUGGGGCCCUCACCGAGUCCAAACGCUGGAGCAAGAUCUGGCUGCUUUUCUUUGUGGAGGUGUGCACAGCCUUCACUGCAGAGCAUGCCACGCAUGGGCACGUCAAGAUGCACCAUGCCUACACCAAUGUGGUGGGCCUGGGGGACUCCAGCACGUGGAGGCUGCCUUGCCUCAACCGCUAUGUCUACAUGUUCCUUGCUCCUUUCCUCCUCCCCAUCGCCACUCCACUGGUGGCUGUCGAGCGGCUGAGGAAGGUGGAGCUCGGGACAGCCCUGCGGACGCUGGCCCUGAUUUCUCUGGGCCUUUAUUCUCACUACUGGCUGCUCCUGAACAUGUCAGGCUUCAAGAACCCCAGCUCAGCCCUGGGCUGCAUGUUCCUCACCAGAUCCCUGUUGGCCCACCCCUACCUCCACGUCAACAUCUUCCAGCACAUCGGACUGCCCAUGUUCUCCUGGGACAACAAGCCCCGUCGGAUUCACAUGAUGAGCCUGGGGGUGCUUAACCUGGCCCGGCUGCCCAUGCUGGACUGGGCGUUCGGCCACUCGAUCAUCAGCUGCCAUGUGGAACACCAUCUAUUCCCCAGGCUCUCUGAUAACAUGUGCCUCAAGGUGAAGCCCGUGGUGUCCCAGUUCCUCCGUGAGAAGCAGCUACCGUACAACGAGGACUCAUACCUGGCUCGCUUCCAGCUGUUUCUCCGUCACUAUGAGGAAUUCAUGGUGCAGGCCCCACCCAUCACUGAGCUUGUGGGGCUGCAAUGAGGCCGGGCCAGUGCAGCCACCCUGCCCCUCCCUGGCCUGGCCCUGGCCCUCCUGCUGCUGCUGGUCCAGGGGGUGUGGCUCAGUGGCUGGUGGUGGACCUGGAAAGUGGAGGCACCGGCCAGGCAAGGGGGCAGGGGAGCUCAGGCCUGGGGUCUGGGGGCCACCUGCCUUGCGUGCUUUUCUGGGUUUUGAGGGGUGUCUGGGGGAAGCGGUAAUGGUGGCUGUGCAUUCUGGUCAGUCUGGACCUCAGCAACUUCAUCUCAGGACUAAAGAGCUGGGUCCUUCCCCCUGCUCCAUCCGAGCCUUGGUAGGGUUAAAGGGAGGUGACAGGGUGAAGAGGGAUCCUGUGCAGGGGCCACCUGGGAGAUAGCAGGGGGCACAGAGAGAGCAGGGUCAGCUCCCUCGGCUGGAACCUCCCUGGCAUUGGGAGAGCCCCACACGGCCUUGGCUAUUGCUUCCUUCAGGCUCUGCCCACCAAGGUGCCCUCUCCCUGGGGACCUCAGGGUGAGCUUGCUUUUGGCAGGCCUUCCUCGAUCCUCAGCCAAAGGAACCUGUGCAAGACACUGGCUCAGCAGUUCCCCAGGCCGCAGUAUCAGCAAGAUAAAAGUGAGUGUGUUUUGUCGGGAGGGAACUCCAGGGGAAGUGAGGGGAGAAGGUUCCCCAGGGACAGAGUUGGGGAAACAGUAUAAAUAGCCAGCCAGGGGCGGUGGCUCAUGCCUGUAAUCCCAGCACUUUGGGAGGCCAAGGCGGGUGGAUCACGAGGUCAGGAGCUCGAGACCACCCUGGCCAACAUGGUGAAACCCUGUCUCUACUAAAAAUACAAAAAAUUAGCUGGAUGUGGUGGCAUACACUUGUAGUCCCAGCUACUUGGGAGGCUGAGGCAGAAGAAUCACUUGAACCCGGGAGGUGGAGGUUGCAGUGAGCCAAGAUUGCACCAUUGCAUUCCAGCCUGGGUGACAGAGCGAGACUCCAUCUCAAAAAAAAAAAAAAAAAGAAUAAGACUCCCGUUCAAAAAAAAAAAAAAAAAAGAAUAAAUAGCUUUGAAUGUGACCUUGGCUAGUUCAAACAGUUUGUUCUGUGAUGUUUAGAAGUGAACCUGGGGAUCAUCCACUGGGAGAGAGAAGAAUUUGUAGGAGGGGGCUGGGGCUGGAGGGGGUACUGGGAACAGGGUCUGGAGGACGGAUGACCUCAGAGAGGAAUGGGAGGAGGGUGGGGUGCAGAUAGAAGAGCCUGAAGUCAGGGCUGGGCAGGGCUGUGGAAGGAUGGUCUGCAGCCUGGGAGUGAGGUGGGAAUAUAAGGAAACUACCAAUGCCAGGCAGAGGAAGAGGCCAAGGUGCUGGGGGACACCACCGAGAUUCAGCCUACAGUGGGUAGUAUUGAGAGAGGGCUGGGAGCUGCCCGGGCUGGGAGCUACCCCAGCUGGGGGCUGGACUGGGAGGGUGCUAGAAAGUGCCCAGCUGGAGGCUGAGGGAGAGACAGAGAAGGAGGCCAGACCCAUUAGUUGAAAACAGGGUCUCUCACCUUGGCACUAUUGACUUUUUUUUUUUAUGGAGAUGGAGUCUCGCUCUGUCGCCCAGGCUGGAGUGCAGUGGCAUGAUCUCAGCUCACUGCAACUUCUGCCUCCCAGGUUCAAGCGAUUCUCCUGCUUCAGCCUCCCGAGUAGCUGGGACUACAGGCGCCUGCCACCAUGCCUGGCUAAUUUUUUGUAUUUUAGUAGAGACGGAGUUUCACCAUGUUGCCCAAGCUGGUCUCGAACUCCUGAGCCCAGGCAAUCCACCCACCUUGGCCUCCCAAAGUGCUAGGAUUACAGGUGUGAGCCACCAUGCCCAGUCACUACUGACAUUUUAUCUGGCCAGUUCUGUGUUGGGGGCUGUCCUGUGCAUUGUUGGAUGUUUAGCAGCGUCACUGGCUUGUACCUACUAGAUGCUGGGAGCUCAAGUUGUGACAAUCAAAAAUGUCUCCAGACAUUGCCGAGUUGACCCAGUUGAGAACAUGCAAGUCAUUCUAUGAGCGUGUAAUUGCCUUGUUUUUCAGUGAAGGCCUUGGAUAGGGUGAAAGGCCUCCUGACCCUGCUGAUAGGGAGACAAACUGCCAGCAAAUGGGAGCCUGGGGGAUGGGCAGAGGGGUGUGGCUACAGGCACAGGCAUUCCCUGAGCCUUGUUCCGUUGGAGAGCCCCUCUGUGGUGUGGCCUCAGGCAGCUGCACAGAGGCCACUGGUUCUUUUAUGUGCACUCCCCAUUCAUCUCCACCACACCUUCCUUUACCAAAGACCGCAGUUCCUUUAGAUACCCUUUUCCAUAGCUACAGACUCUCGCUAGUUCUGAAACAGCUCCCUCCAGGCUUGCGGUGGUAGUGGUUUCCAGCUGUUGCUAGCCUGGGGUGCUUCUCCAUUCCCUUCACCCUGCUCACACCUCUGUAUACAAACUCCUUCAUUAAACUGUCCUCAAUCACGCCUUUUGAGUGUGCCAUCUGUUUCUUGCUAGAAGGCUGAUUGAUAAGAGUGGAGUUUUGGAUCCAGGCAGCCCUCUUGGCACGAGGCAGGCUUGGCAGCUCCCCAGCCACUGCUUUGCUAUAUGUUAUUGCUGCUCCUUGGAAAUGCAUUAGCAGCUUAGAAAUGGCCUUGAGGUCUAGGGGUGUAAUUAAUCAAACUGCUAAUUCUCCAUUUGAGAAAUGCAGUGGCAGAAAAGGCCCCAGUUGCACAGUCCUGGCUCAUGAUUAAAACCAUCCAAAUACAUAACCAAUGACUCAUUGUUAUUAAUCUGGACCUGACUGGGGUAUGGGCAGCAGCUGAAGGCACUGGUGCCAGAUCUGGCUGUAUCAUGGGUAUCAUGGGAACAAGUCACUCGAUUGCUUUGAGGCUCCAUUUUCUGUUUCACUUAGGAUGUGGGCUGGGAAUUUCUGAGGCCUGAGAGGUGAGGGAGAUGACAGGAGUGAAUGAAGUAUAUUCAGAUCUCUGCAGAGACCUAAGAUCUAAUCUAUAGAGACAUAUGGGAGGUCAUAAUACAUAUGGAUGAUGAUAAUAAUAGCUAAUGUUUAUCUAGCAUUUAUGGAAGUUGUCUUGACCUCAUCAUCUGAUUUUAAUGUCUACAACAAAUUGCCACUAUUCAUAUUUCCCCCAAAUGUUACAGACAGUGAAAAAAAGUCCUGGAGAGAUUAAAUUUCUCAAUGUCAUAUAGCUAGUAAGUGGAGGAAGAGGGAUUCAGACCCAAUGUUGUCUGACUCUAGAAUCCAUCCUCCACCACCAGAUAUACUGCCUCUAGAUGGGGAGCCCUACAGAGCUUUUUCGAUUGUAUGAACUUCCAUUAUGUGCUAGCCAGUGUGUGAAGCCCUGGGGAUAUAAGAGCUGAGACUGGGUCCCCAUCCUCAUGGAGCUUAUAGUGUAGUGCAGGGGUGGUCAAACUCUGUAAAGGACCAGACAGUAAAUAUCUGGGGCUUUGCGAACCAUAUGAUCUCUGUUACAACUACUCAAUUGUGCCAUCAAAGCACAAAUAUAGCCAUAGACAAUAUGUAAAGAAGUAAGCAUGGAUGUCUUCCAAUAAAGUUUUAUUCAAACCGAA
Gorilla gorilla gorilla (western lowland gorilla) is the source of this 4823-nucleotide messenger RNA. It is a transcript of the gene FADS6, whose product is annotated as fatty acid desaturase 6. Gene Ontology annotation, cellular component: membrane. Bases 1 to 1266 code for a protein of 421 amino acids. Gene Ontology annotation, molecular function: oxidoreductase activity, acting on paired donors, with oxidation of a pair of donors resulting in the reduction of molecular oxygen to two molecules of water. The transcript is spliced from 7 exons. The record is from RefSeq and is a predicted model, not a curated record. NCBI's taxonomy places the organism in Eukaryota, Metazoa, Chordata, Mammalia, Primates, Hominidae. Gene Ontology annotation, biological process: lipid metabolic process.